Stegastes partitus (bicolor damselfish) is the source of this 1103-nucleotide messenger RNA. Lineage: Eukaryota; Metazoa; Chordata; Actinopteri; Pomacentridae. The record is from RefSeq and is a predicted model, not a curated record.
ACAACCCUCUGCUGUCCACCAAAGUUUCAGUGACAGUCAAUGUCUUGGACGUGAACGAGUUCCCUCCUGAGCUGGCGAUUCCUUCAGAUACGUUCGUCUGUGAAAACUCCAAAAUAGGACAGGUGAUUCAGACGGUCAGCGCUGUGGACAAGGACCUUCCUCCUGUCGGCCAGAGGUUCUUCUUCAAGUCCCCCAAAGAGCUCCGCAACAGAAACUUCACUGUUCGAGAUUUUGGAAACAACACAGCCGGCAUUGUGGCUCGGCGCUCAGGUUUUCAGCGGCGGCUGCAGGACGUCUACGUUCUUCCUGUUGUGGUUGAAGACAGCGGUUAUCCCGCCCAGAGCAGCACGACCACCGUCACCAUCCGAGUGUGUUCCUGCGAGGCCGGAGGCUCGCUGCUGACCUGCUCAGCGGAGGCCAUAUUCCUGCCUGUGGGCCUCAGCACUGGAGCUUUGAUGGCGAUUCUUCUGUGUGUGGCUUUGCUGAUGGUCAUGUCGGCUUUAUACAUGGGUCAGAGACGUCACAAACAGAAAGACACUCUGAUGACGUCAAAGGAGGACAUCCGUGAUAACGUCAUCCACUACGACGACGAGGGCGGCGGCGAGGCCGACACUCACGCCUUCGACAUGGGAACUCUGCGCAACACGCACUCACAACGCACCAGCACUCACAGCAGCAGCUCCAAGAAGGAGAAAAAUGGCUACGGCGACGGCGUUCUGCUGCACCUCAGCAGUCGCGGCGACGACGUCAGGUCACCUGACAUCCACCGAGAAACGGCCUGCGUCAUUUCCGCCGUGAACGGAAAGUCUACACUCUCUUCCCGCGGCAGAGUGACUGAGGGCGAUGCUGAAAUGAUCAGGGAGUUCAUAGAACACCGGCUGGUGGAGAGCGGCCAGGGUUACGCCGCUCCGCCCUACGAUUCAUUGGCGACCUACGCUUACGAGGGCGACGGCUCGGUGGCCGGCUCCCUCAGCUCCAUAGAGGAGACAUUUGUUAUUGAUGAAUCGGGGGAUUUUAGCUCCCUCGGUGACUGGGGACAGCCGUUUAAAACCCUGGCUAGCAUUCUGGACAGACAGCCGCCUACACUGUCUGAGGAGAGCUGA